UGAGGUCAUAUGGGCGGUCGGUUAGGUCUUGGCGCGAUUUAGGUUAUCCUAUAUAAUUUGAACUAAUCUACUACUCGGCUGACAAUUAGUGGAGUGAAGAAGGAAGACAUUUCAAGAGCUUGUCGAUAUGAAUCCAGCAUUGCAACGAAAACAAUUUGCCUCUAAGGAAAAACUGUUUCAUAUCCUCACUGAAUUUCAAGCUCUAUUUACAUCCCCAUUUCGACUUUCCGAAGCGACUAGAUGGUGUGAAAGCUAUUUCAAACGUAAUGGGGGUAAUGUUGAAGCUGUCGGUGUGUUCUUGGACUUUAUCUUGAGCCUUGGCUUCAUACAUUUGAUCGAUCAGGGCAUUUUCUCCCACAGAUACGCCUUCAAUGUAGAGAGAAUGAAUGAAUUCUUUGGAAGCUGUUCGCAACCGGAAAACCAAAAGCCUAAAAAUGAUAAAAAUCCAGAGAAAAAUGCUGAUCAGUCAGUUGAACAGUCUUUAGACGGUUCUUUAGAUAUAUCGAUUCAUUCUUGGCUUGAAGGUAACUGUGCCAAGUCAACGUUGACCAAUGCAAGGUCUCACUUAUGGUUCGAUGAAAUAAUUACACGGUUGUCUUGUUUAUUGGAUACAGACAGGGAUGAAUUGAUUGUACUCAUAGAACAGUCGGAACCGUCUAUUUCUGAUUCAUGCACAUCAUCGUCUCCAAAAAUGAACAGCUCUCUACCAGAUAUGGGUACUGCGGCUUACACUAAUAGUUUGGCAUCUGAAAAGUGGCAUCGGUACUUAAAGAAUGCAACCGGUGAACUGGUUGACUUAGUUGCUGUUGCCGCUCUGGAUGCCUUAUCGAAAUGGCCAGAUAAUUUUUCUCAUCGACCUGGGUUGUGCGAAAACAAGUGCUCACCAAGUUCACUUUUGUCUAUCGCAAUAUCCUAUGUGGAAGAUUUUGAGUCAUCUGUCCCCAAGCCAACUGAAUUAUUGUUGGAUUUCAUUUUUAGUAGUUGGUCCAAUGCGAACCUUUUAGCAACUAUGAAUGGUCUACUGAAGAGCUGGAUUAAUAAUAAUAAUAAUAAUCAUACACCGAACAAAAAGAAUUCGAAUAGUAAUGAAAGGGAUCGCCGAGAUUUCCCACUUCCACCUUUGGCCUCACCCGUUGUAGACAGAAACAGAAACAAUGCAUUAAGCGGUAUUCGUAGAACACCGUCAUCCCCCACUAUACUCAAACCUUCUAUCAGUAAUUCAAUCGGUGAAUAUCAGCCUGUCUCGCCGAGUGAUCUAGUUCCUGCAAUGUCUAGCUGUAGACUAUACCAACCUAGUUGUAAAUAUGAAAACAUAAAGCGUCAAGUGUCGUUUCAAAGUCACCGAUUGACCAGAAGACACAGUGAAUAUCACCUAUCUUUGCCUACAUCGCAUUCUUCAGCUUCUAACCAGGUAGGCACUCCUUUAUAUGGGCGGUACUCUAAUUUCUCGUCAUUCAACCUAAAAAAUCGAUCAUCGUCUACACAUUACAGUUGGCCUGUUAUGGAGUGUUAUGAUUUAGCUGUUGCCACGCAACUGACUCUACUAUUUCUGCCUCCUGUAGUAUUUUUCCGGUUAAAAAUCGUAGUUGAUCUUUUGCGUCGAGUUUUAUCGAAUCAUGAACGACUCGCUUCCUUGAUGAUGAACACCCUGUCGUGUAGAGAUUGUGAACGUAGUAAGUCAAUAGAUAUUUCAAUGUUGGAUAGCCCGUCAACUUUGGAGAUAACUAUGCAAGCGAUUGUCAAACUGUUCGGUCCACUGCUGCUGCAUUUGCCAAGUGAUGACUCUGAUGCUGACGCAAAUUCACGCAUCCGUUGGCGAGAAUGUCUUCUCUAUCUCCUUCUCUGUGACUCUGAAAACUUUCUGUUAACACCACCUGCCAAUGUUGUGUGUGAUUUACGACGUGUCACUACUACUAUUAUGGGGAGUGAUGAUGUAGAUGCAGAACAAGAAAAUAUUUUUAAUGUCGAACGGCUCAUUGAACUGAUUAGUUCGUCUUCAUGUAUUUCUGGUGAAUUACGCGGUAGACGGGUUCACUCACCGUCUAAAAUUGAUUCUCUACCAGCAUGUAUACCAUCAAUCAGAUCACGAUUGACUGUCGCCAUGAAUCUUAGAGACAUCAGUUUAGUUAGUCCAGAAGACAAUUCCGUGAAAUGUGCUUCUACGCCUUCAGUGGGUUGUAGAAUUAACAGCUUAGAGAAUUCUCUCAGGCAUAUUAAUGCUGGUGUAGCUUGUCGUCAUCGUUCUUCGGAUAAGGAUAGUUUUGAUGAUGGCAACGAGAGUGCAACACCUCCUAGAAAAUUUCUCUUCGGAAGAUCACCGUGUCGUCCGGUACUUUCUGGAAACAUCAGCAUGGAAAAUUCUCCAGCCAGCUCAACUUCUAGUGUAUUUUUCCAGUCCGAUCUGGAUCCAAAACGAUUGGCUUUAUUAGGCAAUACGGCUCAUUUGAUCAAGCUGCUAAAUCAAAUAAUCAAUGAUCGUGAUAUGAACCCGCGUAGGAAAAUGAAAUGUCUUCAAGAUUUCCGUAAGUCACAUCCAGAUGUGUUUUGGUUGCGUUUCGGCAGUGAACAAACCGCCGCAAGCUAUAUGUCUCGUUUACAGCGUCGUAUCGAUUCACAAUCUCAUCCUAGUGUCUUCGAGAGAAUUACAAACGCCCUACGACGUCGGCGUCAAAGUCCACUGAAACAACAGGAUCCACAACGAAACGGUUUUAUUAGCUAA
Messenger RNA from Trichobilharzia szidati, 2719 nucleotides. The record is from the annotation of a GenBank genome assembly. Lineage: Eukaryota; Metazoa; Platyhelminthes; Trematoda; Strigeidida; Schistosomatidae.